Molecule: messenger RNA, 2627 nt
Organism: Coccidioides immitis RS
Lineage: Eukaryota; Fungi; Ascomycota; Eurotiomycetes; Onygenales; Onygenaceae
Exons: 1
Coding region: 954-2627 (557 amino acids)
Molecular function (GO): DNA-binding transcription factor activity
Source: RefSeq, a predicted model, not a curated record
CUGCACUGUUCUCCCAUCUCGUGACAGUCAAAAAAGGAAAAAAGAAAAAAGAAAAAAAAGAAUAGGUGAAUACUGGUGUUUCGCUGAUUUGCUUUUUGCACCCUGGCCCGUCCUGCAUCAUUGGCCCCUUUCGAGCCCAGAGUUGCGUAUGGGAGCAGGGAUGACGCUGCCGCGAUGUCCCCUGUGAGCCCUGCACAGGAAUAUUUCCCGGGCUUGAGGGACGUGAGGCUCUGCUCGAUGGCUCUCCAAUCAUCAUCUGCCCUCUUCUCUCCCUCUCUUCUCUUUUCUUUUUUUCGCAAGGAGUAUCAUCGUCGAGACGAGAAGAAGGGGGCGAACGCCUCCACAUCCAAUCCCAUGCUCGGACUUUGCAAACCGCAGAUUUCAUUUCAUCACGGAUACUGCAGGCUUACCCGUAUCAGGAAAAACGUAUGCUGUCUUCCCCCCAGUGGGCCGUUGACCCGUGUAUUGGGUCAGGCAAUAUGUAUGGCCUUUUUUUGCUUUUUUCUGCCUCCAUAACAAAGCAUUUAUUACGGAGUACCGAGUCCAUACUCAUCGGCACGGGUGACCGCGCCUCCUUCACUAUGUACCCCGGUGGAUCGAUCGCUCAAUGCUUGCUUGCAUUACUCGUGGAGAGCUUCCACCCGUUUCGUUUCUAGAUAUAAGUAUAUAUUACUUUCUGAUCGCCGUCAAAGAGGGACCCAUCCUCUCUCUUCUUGUAUUUCAUUUUGUUGUCUAUCAUACUUGAGCGCCCAUUUAACUCAAGAUUAAUUGUUGAACUCACGCUUUCCUUCUUUUGAGCAUACGUUGUCCACGAUUCCCUAUGCUCCCGUUGCUUCGCCGCACGGCAUUAACAUAGCUUGCCGUCCAGUGACUGCGCCAUCGACCGCCCGGUUGUCUGCCUUGCAGUACUUAAUCGCCCUUCAGAAAGAUCCCACUAAUUCGCCCGGUGCAAGAUGAAUUCCCUGGCGUAUUCACUCUUUAGUGACCUGCCGCAGGUUCCUGUCCCUGAACAGCAACAUUUUGACGAAUUCGACCUCGCCAUCAUGAGUCCGGAAGACAUCCUGACCGACUCGACAGAUUAUCUUUGCGGAGCCGGAGCAUCAGACCUAGCAAGCACUGCGGAUCUGACAAGACCUGCAAGAGUGGAGCAGCGCAUAUCAAGCUUGGAGAAAUUCAUCACAGACAGCCACUCGUACCCUUCACUUGACACCGACCUACACGGCGCUCAUUACCUUCCCAUGGGGAAUACUACGCCGCCGCUGCCCUCUCAAACUCGCACCAUCAGAUACGCAUCUCCUUCCGGUUCACAGGGAGGAGACGGAUCAGCUACGGGUUCACUGAUGAGCGACCAUUCGUGGAUGAGAGCCCCAAACCACCCACACAGCGCAGCUCCGUCACCCUUGCUCGACAGUCUUCAGUUCAACAACCUUCUCAGUCCCGCUUCGUUUAUUCACCCUAUGGAGGAGUCAUACUGCAGCAGUGAAUAUUCCGUCAACCCCAACCACUUGCAGCACUAUCCGGAUCUGAAUCAGCAGAUCAACAGCCCAGUUCCGGAAGACGCUCCCAUCGCGUCCUUUGAUGAGCCUAUGCACUACGAGCAUAGUCAGACACAGUACAUGCCCCCGUACCUAGGCCAUGAUACUCAUUUCGCGUAUGGCAGUCCGCAAUUCGAAGCACAGCAGGAUAUCGACCCUUUCCUAGACCAGCCCCCCGAAGUGAAGGAGCCGAACGAGGUGGUCGUCGAGCCGCCACGAAAGCGAAUAAGACGUGCAGAACCACAGGAUUCCCAUCCAACGCUUCGCAGAGAAGCUCGUCGGGAGUCUUCGAGGAGAAAGAAUAAUCAAGUCACAAAUCAUUCCAAACUCGGACAGUCCUCUGCCAGGCGUGGUACGAAGCAUGGAGGAAAACACCUUGCCAGCAAACCCCCAUCCUCCGCGUCCCGAAAGAAAGCCGGGCGUCAGUACCCUUGUGUGUUCGCACCAUACGGUUGCAAGGUUUCUUUUGUCUCAAAGAACGAAUGGAAGCGACAUGUCGUGAGCCAGCACCUGCAACUCGGCUUCUACCGCUGCGAUGUCGACAACUGCAAAGUCUUAUCAUCCACCAAGAACUCAUCCGAGUCCAUCGCAUUACCGGACUCUACCUCUUUCAAUCCAUGCUCGGUUAACACCGCGACGCGACCCCCGAAGCGCUUCAACCGCAAGGACCUUUUCAUCCAGCACCUACGCCGCAUGCACGCCCCCGGCCGUGUCCCCGGCUCCACAACCUCCUCUAGCAAGCCUGUCGCGCCUCGGCCCAGCAAGCACACCAGCGACGCUUUUGAGGCCUCUCUGAAGGCGGUCUGCCGACGCUGCUGGGUCCAGCAACGCACGAGUCCACAAUACAGUCAGUGCACGUAUUGCUCUGCGGAGUUCAAGGGGGCUGGGUGCUGGGAGGCCAGGAUGGAGCAUGUGAGCAAGCAUUGUGAGAACGGACAUGCCGAGAUUAGAGAAGAUAUUGGAUUGAGGGAAUGGGCGGAGAGAGAGGGGAUUAUGUGGAUGGCGCAGGACGGACAGUGGGAGUUGGCGACGGGAGAGAAAGGUGGGCAGAGAGGCGGUGGUAUGGGCACAAUGGUGUUUUUCCAGAACUGA